Closterium sp. NIES-65 is the source of this 1824-nucleotide messenger RNA. Lineage: Eukaryota; Viridiplantae; Streptophyta; Zygnematophyceae; Desmidiales; Closteriaceae. The record is from the annotation of a GenBank genome assembly.
AUGGCUGACGCAGCCGACAUUCCAGGAAUGCUGACCAACAGCAUGAGCGGGAUGGGAGGCGCCGUAGAUUUGCUAACGUCACUCGUGUUUCGAUCUCCGGUCCAAGGCGGUUUUCCACCCGUCAACGGAUUUCCACGCGCCGAUACCUACGUGAACGGCGAUGACGACGCAGCAGCAGCCUUCGGCGAGUUCAACCAAACCGACAAUGGCACACAUCCUUAUAGUCACAUCGAUUUUCAGAAGAAACCCGCGCUUUUCCUGGCGCAAAGCGUGCUCAAUCUCGUGCUUCCCGCGUCGUCGCCGCUCUACCCCUUCAUCAUCACCCUCCUCUCCGCCUUUUCCCCCAUUUUGGAUGGCUUUUUACAACAAUACCUCCACAACGAUUUUUUUGCGGGCAGCGUGUGGCUCGUUGCGAUCGGUCUGGCAGAUGGCGCAGACCGUAAUAAGCCGAUCGUCAAGUUCCUCCCCAAGCUGAAGGCAGCGCAGCACAUCACAUUCAACGGUGCCAAGGUGUCCUUUCAAAUGCGCAACAGUCCGGGUCAGCUGGACCAAGGGGCUGAAUUCGGCGACAUUCUCCGCUCAAUGAACCGCGAGGAGCUCGUCAUCGAAGCGCCCUCUCAGGCCGUGCUCCAGGCAGUCGUGCAAGCCGCUACCGAUGCAGCCAUGGUGAAAAAGACCGAGAAGAAGAUCACGUCUGUGAAGCGGUGGUGUGCAGACCAAGACUACUGGAAGUACAUGGGUGAACGGGCGAGCCGGCCGGUUUCGACGGUGGUUCUGGAUUGCGACACAGCAGCUCUUAUCGAAGACGUGAAGCAGUUCUUAGCGAGUGCAAAGUGGUAUACAGACCGGGGUAUCCCUCACCGACGGGGGUAUUUAUUCCACGGGCCGCCGGGUUGCGGCAAGACUUCUCUAAUCCAAGCCCUAGCAGGGGAGUUGGAGUUUGGAGUUGCGAUAAUCAGCCUGUCUUCCUCUGGUAUGAGCGACGAUUCCUUGAGCAGUGCUAUGUGUGACUGUGACGAGCGGGACGUGAUUGUACUGGAGGAUAUAGAUGCAGCCUUCACAGCCACUAGGGAGAAGAAAGAGGGGAGCCAGGCGAACGGGCUGUCGUUUUCUGGCCUGCUGAACGCGAUUGAUGGGAUUGCCGCCCGGGAGAAGCAGAUCGUGAUCAUGACGACGAAUCAUAUCGAGCGAUUGGAUCCGGCGCUGAUCCGCCCUGGGCGGGUCGACUUCCGGAUGUUUCUCGGCCUCGCAAGCCGCAGCCAGAUCGUCCGUCUGUUCCUGAGAUUCUUCUCGGAAGCUUCUAAGAAAGAGGCGGAGCAGUUUGCAGGGUUGUUUGAGGAAGGAGAGGUGAGCCCUGCAGCUCUGCAGGGGUUCUUUUUGCUGCACCGGGGUAGCGCUGAUGCUGCCAUGACCCAUGGGCUGGCUUUUGUGGAGGGAGUGAGGGAGGAGAGGAGAGAGAGGGAGAGGAAGGAGGAGGAGAAGAAGAGGGAGGAGGAGGGGAUGAAGGAGGGGAAGAAGGAGGGGAAGGGAGAGGGGAAGGGAAAGGGGAAGAGGGGAAGGGGAAAAGGAAAGAGAGGUGAGAGGACAGACAGUGGGGUGGAAGAGAUUGUGAUUGAAGAGAGUGAUGCAGUAGGGGAGGAGGGUGAGAUUGAAGUGGAGUGUGAUAAUAGCGAAGUGAGGAGGUCUGAAGGGAAUGGAGAUGAUAUAGAGGAGAGUGGGACAGAGGAGAGUGAUGGGAUGGAGAGUGAUGCAGAGGAGAGUGAUGCAGAGGAGAGUGAUGCAGAGGAGAGUGAUGCAGAGGAGAGUGAUGCAGAGGAUGAGUGA